Messenger RNA from Homo sapiens (human), 4929 nucleotides. It is a transcript of the gene XRRA1, whose product is annotated as X-ray radiation resistance associated 1. Bases 237 to 2639 code for a protein of 800 amino acids. The record is from RefSeq and is marked validated. Gene Ontology annotation, cellular component: nucleus; cytoplasm. The transcript has 19 exons. NCBI's taxonomy places the organism in Eukaryota, Metazoa, Chordata, Mammalia, Primates, Hominidae.
ACUGUCUGCCGUCGCGUCGCAGUUACUAAGGCGUGGGGAAGAUAGCGGCAGGCACCGCAGUGGAGCGGCUCCGAGAUCCCCGGGGGGCUCGCAGGCGCGCAUCCCUCCUGACUGGGACGUCGCCUCCGCAGACCCCUCGGAGGCUGAAGCGACGCCGGAGGCAGGCAAAGAAACAAGUGAAGAAACAAAAAAAAAAGGAAGUUAAGGGGCCAUUCCCAAAGUCAAAGAUCAAGGAGAUGGCCUUCUCAGGAAUCUACAAGCUGGAUGAUGGGAAGCCUUACCUGAACAACUGCUUCCCAGCCAGAAAUCUGCUUCGCGUGCCGGAGGAAGGCCAAGGACACUGGUUAGUGGUUCAGAAAGGUAACCUCAAGAAGAAGCCCAAGGGUUUGGUUGGAGCACAAGCUGAACGUCGGGAAAGCCUGAAGGCGACUUCUUUUGAGUUCAAGGGGAAGAAAGAGUCUCGGCGGGAAAAUCAGGUGGACCUUCCUGGACAUAUCCUGGACCAGGCUUUUCUGCUGAAGCACCACUGUGUGAGGAAGCCAUCAGAUCUGUGCACCAUUAAUGUGAGUGGCCUGAAGUUCUCCAAGGCCAAGGAAAAUGACUUCAAGCAUUUUCAUUCUGUGAUUUAUAUCAAUGCCUCAGAAAACCUGCUGCCUCUAGAGGCAUUUCACACGUUUCCAGCCCUAAAGGAACUGGAUCUCGCAUUUAAUGGCAUCAAAACUAUCUACGUGAAAUAUGGAGACUUUAAGUUAUUAGAAUUCUUGGACCUUUCCUUCAACAGCCUGACUGUGGAGGCCAUCUGUGAUUUGGGGAUUCUGCCACACCUCCGUGUCCUGCUCCUCACAGGCAAUGGCCUUACCUCCCUGCCGCCCAAUUUGGCCGUCGCAGAACAGGAGGCAUCUGUAACAUCGCUGACAAGCAAGAGGUACAUCCUGAGGUUCCCAGCGCUGGAGACACUGAUGCUGGAUGACAACAGACUCUCCAACCCCAGUUGCUUUGCCAGCCUGGCUGGGCUCAGGAGACUGAAGAAGUUAAGCUUGGAUGAAAACAGGAUUAUCAGGAUCCCAUACCUACAGCAAGUUCAGCUCUAUGACGAGUCAGUAGACUGGAAUGGAGGCAGGGGAAGUCCCCAUAAAGAGCCCCAAUUCAUGCUGCAGUCCAAGCCAAGGAUGCUUGAGGACUCAGAUGAGCAACUGGAUUAUACUGUACUGCCCAUGAAAAAGGAUGUUGACCGGACAGAGGUUGUGUUUUCAUCUUACCCUGGAUUUUCAACCUCAGAGACAACCAAGAUAUGUUCACUUCCUCCCAUAUUCGAGAUCCUUCCUGUGAAGUCACUGAAGGCCAGGAACCAGACGCUGGCCCCACCCUUCCCAGAGCUGAGAUACCUUAGCCUGGCCUACAACAAGAUCGCAAAAGAGGAUGCUGUCCUACCAGUAGCUCUCUUCCCAUCUCUCUGCGAGUUCGUCUUUCAUAACAACCCUCUGGUGGCCCAUACACGAGGGGUCCCUCCACUGCUGAAGAGCUUCCUCCAGGAGCGACUGGGAAUCCACUUAAUUCGAAGGAAGAUAGUAAAGCCUAAGCAUCAUGUUUUGAUGUCUCGGAAGGAAUCAUGGAAGGUGAAAAGCGAAAUCCCAAAGGUGCCGAAGCAGCCUCUGGUGCUCCAUCACCCGCGCAUGACGACAACCAAGUCUCCCUCAAAGGAUAUGCUAGAGCCAGAGGCAGAGCUGGCUGAAGAUCUGCCCACUACCAAAAGCACUUCUGUGGAGUCAGAGAUGCCCACUGAGAACCUGGAAGGCCAUUCCCCGUCUUGCCGGACCUUCGUGCCACUGCCUCCCAUCUGCUCCAACUCCACUGUGCAUAGUGAAGAGACCCUGUCCCACCUGAGUGACACAACUGUCCGCCUCAGCCCAGAGCGCCCAUCAGAUGAGGACUCCAAGAGCACAGAGUCCAUCUUCCUGACCCAGGUGAGUGAACUGCCUUCCUCCGUCAUCCAUAAGGAUGAUUUAGAGUUAAAGGAGAAAGACCAAAAGAAACCACCAACGGCACCCAGAGAGGUGAAAGGGACUCGGAGGAAACUCCCAACUGCCUUCCUUCCCAGCAAGUACCACGGCUAUGAAGAACUGCUGACAGCCAAGCCUGAUCCAGCCUUCAUUGAGCCAAAGGGAAUCCAGAAGAAUGCACAAGCCCUGCAACAAAUGCUGAAGCACCCACUCCUGUGCCACUCCUCCAAGCCCAAGCUGGACACUCUUCAGAAACCCUAUGUUCACAAAGAGAAACGGGCCCAGAGAAUCCCGAUUCCACCCCCAAAGAAGACUAGAGCCCAACUUCUGGAUGACAUCUUCAUUCGCUUGCGGGAUCCCCGGAACAUUACAGAGGCUCCACUAGGUGCUGUCCUGCACCAGUGGACAGAACGGCGGCUGGUGAACCACAAGCAGUACCUGGAGGCCAAGAGGCUGUUGAAGGAGUUCCAGGCACGUUACCGGCAGCUGGUGAGUGGCUCUCUGCGCACAGUGUUCGGGACUACCCCGCUCCCCAUGGCCUGCCCAGCGCUGAGUGAGAGCCAGCCCAAGUUCGGCCACUUCCUCGAGUUCAUGGAUGAGUUCUGCCAGGAGCCCACAGCCAGUGACUCACAAGGCUAGAGCUGUGCAUGGGGGCUGUGUGCACCACCCGGCCUGUGCCCCAGCUCUCCCCGAGGGCUCUGUGCCCUGGACCGCACCUCAAGGUUGACCAGCCGGCCACAGGCCUCAGAGCUCAGCUGGGCCCCACUUGCUGGCCACAAGGUGGCAUCCCCUUGUCAGGAUCUCCCCUCCUUGGCCCAGGCAUGACCUGGUGCCUGGCCCAGCGGCAAUAAAGAGUGGGUGCACAGGGCAAUAGACUGGGUGCCACAUGCAUUCUUUCUUGGAACCCAGGCCACAGCAGCAUUGUCACACUUCCCUCUAAAAAUGGUUUUCCAGUUCAGAUGCAACAGGGAUACAUUUGUUCUCUGUUGUAUGAGAAACUGACACCAAGGGGAUCUUAACAAAUUCCUGAACAAUGGCUCCAAAAAAGGGUAUUUUUAAAAACCAGAUCUUGUGAGUACAGCCCUAAUGUGCAGGGACAGUGUCAUCCUGUAUAUUCGUUCUUUACUCAGACUCUUUCUUGGUUCCUUCAUUAGGAGCAUGAAUGGUUGAAUGUGAACAUGACAGUAAAUUGGAGCAAACUGUAAACUGGACAUAACUUAUGCCAAAAGACGUAGUUGUACACCAUGGAAACCCCAUCCCUGCUCCUAAUCUCUACUGCCAUUCUGAAUGCCAAAGCAAGACAUCCAACAUGGGGCAUCUCCCAGAGCACAUACAGCACCAAAAAUCCACACACAGCCUAAGCUUAACCCAUGUUUUUGUCUGAGAUUGUUCACCAGAGACAAGACUCUGACUAUAAACAGAACAUCCACUUUCAUGAGUUUCCUUUACUGUAUUCUCAACUUGGGCCUUGCUUCAAGCAGGCAAACAUACAUUGAAGAAUGCACUUUGGUACUGUUUAAAUAACAACACAUCAGCCCACUUGAUUCCAUGCCAUGUCCUUGCUGACAGAAACAUCCCCAACAGGGCAUGCCCUGGUCCAAGUCCUCUGUCUUUGUCAAAAUGCUCUUCUGAUGAGUUGGAGAGGAGGCAGCCAGCAGUGGCAGUCCACAAGGAUCCAGGUACCUUCUCCAAUCCUAAAGCAGACAGCAGGUUGAAUAAAACCAAUACACAACCUAUUUUCUAGGCAGGAGGGGAAAAGGCCCUUAGGACAAUAAUAUUUGUACAAAGAGUUGAGAGUAAACAAACAGUGUAUCAGGUUCAAAAAAAAAAAAACUAUUCGUUGGCAUUUAAAUUUUUUUCCCUUGCAUAGUAUCUAUUCUCUCACUAGGACUUUUAAGUGCUCUGCUGGAGGCUCAGCGUUGGUAAUACCAUGUUUGAUGCAAACUUGAACCCAAUGCUCUCAUUGGUGGCACAGCUUUGGAGGGUGGUGGCCCCAAGAAGGGGCAAUCUGCCUGCUGCUAUAUUAAUCUGGAACCAGGGCCAACAGCUACUCUUGAACUAUGGUAUUUGAAGAGCGAGUUCAUUGCCUGUUUUACCUUAAAUGACAGGAAAGGAAGAUGAACAAACCUUGCUUUGCCUUGGCUUCAAACUAGUUCUUGAUUUAAGACACCAGAAAGGGAGAGAGGGAGUCUGCUUAGAGUUUGAGGUUGCCUCUCACAAGAUGACAGUUAAAAGUUGCCACCUUACUUAAAAGGCAUUAAGGAGGCAUUUACUCACAAAGGAGAGAGAGUAAAUUUUUUUCUUAAGAGGAAAAAAAUACUGAUAAUACAUAGAACAAUCUGCACAUCCAGUCUUGGCACUUUUUCCAAUUUGACUGAUCUCUAAACUGGUGACCCUUGCAUAUAUCUUAGUCUCUUUUCUACAAUCUUCUUCAGAAAGCUACAGCAGCUAACAAUCAUGUAUAAAGAUGCAUUUCCUAGAUCAUCUUCAGAAGAAAAUCUCUUCAGCACUUUCCCUAGAAUCUGUCUCCUGACCACCCCGCCCCAGACCUGCUUUCUCUUUUGAGAAUUCAUAACCAGGUAUGUUUAGAUACCAGUUCAAAAGACCACUCUAUGGGUUGAUGAGGAAAAGGCUGCCUGAGGACAAUUUAAGACCAUAAUGAGUUUCCAAUUUUUAAAGAAAAUUUGGCUAGCUGGCUUUUAAUUCUUAAUUAAAAUCAUUAAAUUUAAUUAAAAUUAUUCCAAUCAAAAUAUAUCACUUUCCAAGAUUCCACAUUCAUAUUACUUACUUAUACUAUGGAGACUUUCUCUACCUGAGCAUGUAUUCAGGGGCUAUAGGUACAUUUAACUCUAACUAACUGAAAAAAAUCAGGAAGAAAAAACUAUUAAAAUAAAAUAACCUCCUAAAUCAUUUGGGGGUAUCCCCAUCA